UCCACUGCGAUUUUGAAGCCACAAAAAUGAGUUUUUUUCGAUUAAAUAAUUUUUUUUGUUCACAUUUAAGUCAGGACAAGAAAGGGUUAACGGAAUUUAAAAACUUUCCGCGUAGUUGUACAUUCCGCGGACACUUCCGCAGACAAUCUUUGAAAAUUCCGUAGAGACUUUUCCAUUGGUGGUGACACAUGCGUCAUUGGGAUUCACUUAAAAAUGACUUAUGAAAAAAAAGUCAAGGAGUAAAAUUUUUCUAAUACGUGGAAAAUUAUCAAACGUGUCAAUGUAGUUAGUCAUUAUAAAACAAUAAAUAGGUGCAAGGGAUUACAAGGUGAUAAAAAGUGUACAAGUUGCAUUUGAAGUGAACAAUUUAGAGGGGGUGCGAAAAGAACGGGCAACCGCAUUAGUUCAGUGAAGCAAAAAAAAAAAAAAAACAGAAUGAAUGCUCCGAAUCAAAGUCAAUGUCGGCGACUAUAUUUCAUAGGAUUUAUGGUACUUCUCAAUGCAAUAUGUACGACGAAUGGCUUCUACCUGCCAGGCUUGGCCCCCGUGAACUACUGCAGACGUGCCGACAUGACGGGAUCGUGCGUGUCGGAAGUGAAGCUUCAAGUUAACCGACUCAACACCGAGGAGUCCGUAAUUCCGUAUGAGUACCAUCACUUUGACUUCUGCAGUGCAGACGAAACAGAUUCACCAGUGGAAAAUCUGGGGCAAGUGGUCUUUGGUGAAAGGAUACGCCCUAGUCCCUACAAAAUUGAUUUCUUGAAGGAUGUCCAGUGUGCUGCGGUUUGCACGAAAACCUACACAGGUGGUGAUCCAGAAAGUGACCGGAAGUUGAUGAUUCUCAAGAAGGGAAUGAGCCUUAACUACCAGCAUCACUGGAUUGUUGACAAUAUGCCCGUAACGUGGUGCUAUCCACUUGACAAUGAGCGUCAAUACUGCAGCACCGGAUUCCCCAUGGGAUGUCUUGUCCGAAGACGUUCAGAUGGUGAUGAAGGAUGUCCCAUGAAUUUGCGUUACAACAAUCCUGGACACUACUACCCAUUCAAUCAUGUAGAUCUCACGAUAACCUACCAUAGUGGUGCUACGGAGGAAUGGGGUGUGGGCUUCAGAGAAAAUGGCGGUAGAAUAAUUUCAGUUAAGGUUGUUCCAUCCUCAAUUAACCAUCGCAAUCCCAGUGCUCCAGAUUGCAGUAGCAAGGAACCCCUGGAGAUUGAGGCGAAUGCUCUUGCUGCAGGUCAGAAGAUAAACAUCACGUACACGUAUUCAGUGAAAUUCAUGCCCAAUGACACCAUCAAGUGGUCUUCGCGAUGGGACUACAUUCUAGAAUCUAUGCCACACACAAAUAUCCAGUGGUUCAGUAUUCUCAAUUCCCUCGUGAUUGUCCUUUUCCUCUCGGGUAUGGUGGCCAUGAUAAUGCUACGAACACUCCACAAAGACAUUGCACGGUACAACCAAAUGGAAUGUGGUGAAGAUGCCCAAGAGGAAUUUGGAUGGAAGCUCGUGCAUGGAGAUGUCUUUCGGCCACCGCGAAAAGGGAUGCUUCUCUCCGUUUUACUUGGAUCAGGUGUCCAGGUAUUCUUCAUGACACUCGUUACUCUGGCAUUUGCCUGCUUGGGAUUCCUUUCGCCAGCAAAUCGAGGGGCUCUCAUGACCUGUGCUAUGGUGCUCUUUGUACUCUUAGGAACACCCGCGGGAUACGUGUCAUCGCGAAUUUACAAGAGUUUCGGUGGAAUCAAGUGGAAAAGCAAUGUUAUGCUCACGUCCAUGCUGAGCCCCGGCUUGGUGUUUAGUUUGUUCUUCAUAAUGAAUUUAGUAUUGUGGGGUAAGGGGAGUUCAGGGGCUGUACCAUUUAGUACCCUAAUUGCACUCCUGGCCCUCUGGUUUGGUGUCUCCGUGCCAUUGACUUUUGUUGGAGCAUACUUUGGCUUCCGGAAGCGUUCACUUGAGCACCCCGUGAGAACCAAUCAGAUCCCACGUCAAAUUCCCGAUCAGUCCAUCUAUACGCAACCAAUUCCGGGAAUUAUUAUGGGUGGUGUCCUACCAUUUGGAUGCAUUUUCAUUCAGCUCUUCUUCAUCCUCAACUCCAUAUGGUCCAGUCAAAUGUACUACAUGUUCGGUUUCCUCUUUCUUGUCUUCAUCAUCCUCGUGAUCACGUGCUCCGAAACAACAAUUCUUCUCUGCUACUUCCACCUCUGUGCAGUCAUCUACUGCUGCCAUUAUUUUGCAACAAAACUCUCCAUUGAGGAUGCCGCUUCGACUUUCCUCUACUUUGGCUACACCUCCAUCAUGGUAUUUCUCUUUUUCCUUCUCACUGGCUCAAUAGGAUUUUUUGCGUGCUUCUGGUUUAUCCGAAAGAUUUACAGUGUCGUCAAAGUAGAUUAAGUUUAGUACGCAAAUUGCAAUCAUUCAGAGAUGUCUCUAUAAAAUGCAAAACAAAGAUAAUGAAAAAAAAAACUACUUAUUUGUGAUUAUUGUAAAUUAUUCACCUAUUUUUGUCGCCUCUGGACACACUUCCUUUCACCCGUUUGUGUAUAAAUUGAGAAUAUCGUGAGCCAACUAAAUGAGUAAAAAAAAUGCAUAUAAUUAAGAUAAUUUAAAUGUAUAAUGUAUAAUUUUAAUAUUUUUGGUCAACACAGAUUAUAAUAUUCUGUUUGAAGGUUUGAUUUGUUUUAAUCAUAAGAAGAGAAUAUUGGAAUUCUCUUAAAGAAAUAUAUAUUUUGCAUUGAGAAAAUUAUUAAAAUUUUUGUGUAUGAAUGCAAAAAUUCUUAUUGUUUCCUGGCGCACACUAAAGAUACAAAAAUCAUACAAAAAAUAUUUGUUUAUUUGAAAGUAUUAGAAAUUAAUAAUCGUAAUCAUGUAGCGAAAUAAAUAUAUCUCUGAUACAAAAUUAACAA
Messenger RNA from Lutzomyia longipalpis, 2894 nucleotides. RefSeq names its product transmembrane 9 superfamily member 2 (gene TM9SF2). The coding region runs from base 436 to 2382 and encodes 648 amino acids. The record is from RefSeq and is a predicted model, not a curated record. Gene Ontology annotation, cellular component: membrane. The transcript has 3 exons. Gene Ontology annotation, biological process: protein localization to membrane. NCBI's taxonomy places the organism in Eukaryota, Metazoa, Arthropoda, Insecta, Diptera, Psychodidae.